Aureobasidium melanogenum CBS 110374 is the source of this 747-nucleotide messenger RNA. RefSeq names its product alpha/beta-hydrolase. The annotation marks the transcript as partial. The transcript has a single exon. The record is from RefSeq and is a predicted model, not a curated record. Gene Ontology annotation, molecular function: feruloyl esterase activity. Lineage: Eukaryota; Fungi; Ascomycota; Dothideomycetes; Dothideales; Saccotheciaceae. Gene Ontology annotation, cellular component: extracellular region.
AGCUACAACGUACAUGUGCCGUCUGGCUACGAUCCUAAUAAAGCGGCGCCUCUCAUCUUGGCCUUCCACGGAAGAGGCGAAACUGGGUCCAACUUAGAAAGCGAGACUGGAUUCUCGCUUGCAAGGAUCAACCCCUACGGUAUUGUGGUCUAUCCUACAGCAAUCCAGGAUUCGAGUGGUUACACUACAUGGCAGGGAGAUCCAAGUUAUGUUGGUAACGGAACCAUCAACGAUAUGAACUUCGUCAGAACCCUAGUCGCCAACAUGUCGUCUCAGUAUUGCAUUGACACAAGUCGUGUCUUCGCUGCUGGUUUCAGCAACGGCGGUGGACUUGUAAACGUGUUGGCUUGCGAUCCAGUCAUGUCGACAGUGUUCAAUGCAUUCGCACCCCACUCAGGAGCCUACUAUACACAGACGGGCGACUCGAAUACUGUGUGUUUCCCAAACACUGUCACGACAAACGAUCUCGUUCACAGCGUGUGUAGCCCUGCGGGUCGCGUGCCGAUUAUCGAGUUUCAUGGAGAUAAUGAUGGAGUAAUUCCGUACUUCGGAGGUGGUCGCAGAGGUUACUGUCUGCCAGCCAUCCCUCACUGGUCUCAAGAUUGGGCUACACGCAACAAUUUGACGACUGACAACGUCACUACUGUAACAAAUGGUGGCAACGUGACUAAGGCGGAGUUUGGAUCUCUAGCUGGACUUCUUGGUCUCGUCACACAAUUCCGCCUCGCGAACUGGCCGCAUUCAUAC